AUGUAACAAAUCGCAUUUCCUGGUCGGGGAAAAAUGGGAAGUCACGAAUAAAACUACAUCACGAAAUAAUCUUUCUGAUUUGCAGUCAUCGAUUUCUAGCAUUAUUUAGGAGUUAUCUGCCAGAAACAGAAAGUGCCAUCAAAAUGGCAAAUGUUACUAUCAAAUAUUUUGGGAGCCUAAAGCAGACCGACCCGACCAACCACCCUGUGACCAUCAUAGGACAAGUGAAGAACUUGAACUCUGUCAAUUAUGAUGCUGUCAAGUGCAAGUUUGGUUCAAAGGUCACUGAAGAGACCUGGAAAGCCGCUGUUGCCAGCUUACACCCGUCGCCAACUGACUCCUGUGCUCUGUGGUUAAACAACGCCAAUGUUGCCGCUCUACCGACAAAGUGCAGUCGCCACAAUACGCCCUCCAGAAGCCAUUCCUUGAUGAAGAUCGUCAAAGCCUACUUGAUGGGCGGUGAUGAAUAUUUCGUGAUUGUGUGUGAGCGUUCCGAUGCCUUUGCAUCAGGUUGUGCCAUUGCUAGAGCCUUGCCAUUGUACUCGCAAAAGUCCCGCAUCAGUACUUCAAAACGCACAGUGAACGUCGAAUUCUUGCUUGUCGGUAGCGAUAAGACUGUCCUGAGUGAGAGCGAGUUAACUUGUCUGUCUGAUAUGGCGCAGGGCAUACGACUGGCAGCGAAGAUAGUCGACAUGCCAUGCAGUGUGAUGCACACUGAUGCCUUUUUGGAGGAAGCCCAAAUAGUUGCUGAUGAUUUGGGAAUUAAACCUGUCAUUAUACAAGGAGAUGAACUUGAAGAGAGAGGUUUUGGAGGACUGCAUGGUGUUGGAAAGGCAGCAAUCCAUCAACCAGCACUAUGUGUGCUCAGCCAUCGUCCCGCAGGUGCUACUAAGACCAUUGCCUGGGUCGGCAAGGGAAUUGUCUAUGACACUGGUGGUCUCUGUAUCAAGGGAAAGACCAGUAUGCCAGGGAUGAAGAGAGACUGUGGUGGGGCGGCAGCAGUGCUCGGAGCCUUCCAUGCUGCUGUGAAACAGGGAUUCACCGAAAAUCUCCAUGCCUUGUUGUGUUUGGCUGAGAAUGCAAUUGGGCCAGAAGCACAAAGACCAGAUGACGUUGUCAAACUUUACUCAGGAAGGACCGUUGAGAUAAACAACACUGAUGCAGAAGGCAGACUUGUCCUCGGAGAUGGGGUGGCGUACGCGAGCAAAGAACUGAAGGCAGACGUGAUUGUUGAUAUUGCUACGUUAACUGGUGCUCAGGGCAUUGCUACUGGUAAAUACCAUGCGGCAUUGCUCACCAAUAAUCCCGAUUGGGAGGAGAUAUCUGUAGAGGCUGGUCGAGCGUCUGGAGACCUCAUCCAUCCUGUUCCCUACUGUCCCGAGAUUCAUUUCAGUGAAUUUUCCAGUGCUGUCGCUGACAUGAAGAAUUCUGUAGCAGACCGCACCAACGCUCAGGUGUCCUGUGCCGGCUUGUUCAUAGGCUCCCACAUAGUUAGUGAUCAAGCAUUGUUCGAGUUCCCGUGUACCUGGCUCCACAUCGACAUGGCAUAUCCUGUACAUUGUGGUGAAAGGGCAACGGGCUACGGGGUUGGCCUUCUGAACACGCUGUUCGGACACCUAUCCCAGAGUACAUUGCUGCAAUACGUGGCGCCACAGGCGAUAGAUGGUGAAUCAAGCGAGAGAGACGAGAACGCCUUGAAGAAAAUUCGUUUGGUUUAGGACUAGCUACGAUAGUGUGAUAUCAAGAAAGUGACAGAAUUUGGACCCUUAUUCAAUUCAUGAUUAUUAAACAUUCUGCCAGUGCACUUUGUGCCAAAAAUCAUGUACUCUCUCCGCAUAUUGUAUCAGGCUUUCUUCUUUAGGCCAGCAAGUACCCAAAGAUUCAGGGGUAUUUUUGCAACUACAUGUAGGUCAUGUUCAAAUAUGAAAUAAACAAAAUGUAGAGUGUAUUUUAGUGUGGGCUGUCCUGCUCUUAAAGGUCAAUGUGCAAUGCCGUUUAUUAAAAUUUGAAAUUUGAAAAUUUUCGAUUACAUAAAUACGCAUUCGAUAGAAUUUUCUGCACUACUUUGAGUAGAUAGAUAUACGAUUACUAUAAACACCAUGUUUCAGCAAAUUUCUAUGUAUAUUAACUGCACUACAGCAUUUCUGUUUUCCUGGAUCACAAAUAAUUACAAACGGCAUACUCCUUUAAACUAUAUUUUAGUUGGUGUAGAUUUCCAUUGGGGACCAACUAAUUGGUCACUUUUGCUGGCUUCUCAUUUGUACGAAUAUAUUGAUAUAAGAAGUAUUUUUUAUUUAGUUUGAUACUUAAAAGGUAGCUCUAGAUUAUUAUUUUAUUAAACGGUUAACCUGUCCAAUUACUCUUGAAUAUCUGACAAUUAUCUUUGCCAGAACAAAGAAGACACAUUUUAGUGGUCAACUUCUCCAGUUGCUUUUUGGGAACUCAAAUUUAGAAUCAAAUUGUCAGAAGAGUACAUGGGGGUGGGUCUUUAAAUGUGCUAGGAGAAUCUGUGUGAAUGCUGUAUACAUGAUAUGAAAAUGAUGUUUUUCACUGUGGAUUGCUUUACCCGUACUUUCAAUAAAUAUUUAUCACAAA
Lineus longissimus is the source of this 2595-nucleotide messenger RNA. Its product is annotated as probable aminopeptidase NPEPL1. Lineage: Eukaryota; Metazoa; Nemertea; Pilidiophora; Heteronemertea; Lineidae. Gene Ontology annotation, cellular component: cytoplasm. Gene Ontology annotation, biological process: proteolysis. The transcript is spliced from 12 exons. The record is from RefSeq and is a predicted model, not a curated record. Gene Ontology annotation, molecular function: manganese ion binding; metalloaminopeptidase activity. The coding region runs from base 144 to 1718 and encodes 524 amino acids.